GCAGUAAAGUGAAGUUUUGUCACCGUUAUUCUGCGGGACAUCCGAGUUCACACUCAAGACUAUCACACCGGAAUUCAUGUAUUCCCUUCAGGAUAAAUUUGACCUGUGUUUGUGAGGAUUUAUUGAGACUUGGUUUUCAGUUUUUUUGCACAAUGGAAAGUCCAUCAUCAUCUUCAUUUUCGUGAGAGGAACGCUGCGAGUUUUGCUGGAUGAAUCUUGACAGGAUUUUACCUCAGCAGUGACCCUUUUCUCUCCCGUGGAAAGUUAAAAAGUCGUUGCGAGGAUAUAGCUUUGGAAAUAUUAGCGGUAAGAAGACUUUAUUGCAACUUUUGAUGAAGUUCGAAGAAGUUUUUUCCCGACGAUAUGAUGUUUUGAAUGUGAGGUGAAUGUAUCAGGUUCGGGAAAAUCCUGACUGGAUUUAUCAUCAUGGCGCUUUCGGGGAGAUCUCUGGACACUUUUUACCUCAUCCUAUUCAUCUUAUGGACUUUAUCGAGGCGUUCUGUAUCCAGUCAGGUUCGGCAGGAGUUUAAAGUUCGCGAAGAGCAGCCGGUUGGUACUUAUGUGGGCACGAUCGAAACCAAGCCCACCUUUACGUACAGAUUCAGCGAACACCACAAACUUUUCUCCAUAAACGCCACGACGGGCGUUAUUUACACGUCCUCCGUGAUCGACCGAGAGAUUCUUCCCAGCAACAUCAUUAACGUGGUGGUGCUUUCCAGUCAGCCGACGUACCCCACCGAAGUUCGCAUCGCGGUUUUGGAUAUGAACGACAACGCGCCCGUGUUUCCCGACGCGUCGAUCGUAGUGUCGUUUAAAGAGGACGCGAGCAGCGGGCGGCAGGUGAUUCUCGACACGGCCACGGACGCCGACAUCGGGAGUAACGGGGUCGACCACACGACGUACCGUAUCGUGAGCGGGAACGAGCAGAGGAGGUUUCGCCUGGAUAUCACCGUCAACCCGAGCGGCGAGGGCGCGUUUCUGCAUCUUGUGUCCACGGGGGGGUUGGAUAGAGAAGUGACUCCCUUCUACCAGCUCCUCAUCCAAGUGGAAGAUAAAGGUGAACCCAAAAAGUUUGGUUAUCUGCAGGUAAACGUCACGAUUCAAGAUAUCAACGACAACCCGCCUGCGUUCGAUCAGGAUCAAUACCAGACGAACGUGUUUGAGGAUGCUGCCGUCGGCUCUAGCGUCUUGCAAAUAACCGCCACCGAUUUGGACGAGGGAGCAAAUGCUCACAUCAGCUAUUUUUUAGACGAGGGAACUCCCUUUCAGAUAGACCCCAAAGCUGGAACUCUUGUUAUAAAAGAGGCGUUAGACUACGAGACGAGGAAAGAGUAUUCCCUGACGAUUCACGCUGUUGACAACGGCGUGCCAUCUCUCUCGGGCAGGACGGAAGCAACGAUCAAACUGCUCGAUGUUAACGACAAUGACCCUGUGGUGAAAUUCCGCUACUUCCCCACGACCUCCAAGUUCGCCUCCGUGGAUGAGAACGCCCAGGUGGGCACCGUCGUAGCGUUGUUGACGGUUUCAGACUCGGACUCAGCCUCAGCCAAUGGCAACAUUUCUGUCUCGAUUCUCGGCGGAAACGAACAGAGGCACUUCGAAGUUCACACGUCGCCAGUCCCGAAUCUGAGUUUGAUCAAAGUGGCCAGUGUGUUGGACCGAGAGCGAAUCUCCUCCUACAACUUGACCGUUUCUGUGUCGGAUAACGGCAGGCCCAUGGCGCGCUCCUCCUUCGCCAGUCUUGUCAUAUAUGUAAACGACAUUAACGACCAUCCGCCUAUAUUUCAGGAAGCCGUGUAUAGAGUAGACAUCAGUGAAGACAUUCCUAAAGGCAGCUACAUUAAAGGGGUCUCGGCCACAGAUGGAGACUCUGGGCAGAACGCCAAUCUGCGCUACUCACUGGUGUCUGGAAACAGUUUGGGCUGGUUCGCCAUCAGUGAGAACAGCGGUUUGGUUACCAGCGCUGCAGCUCUCGAUAGGGAAAUAGCCUCGGAAAUAGUGCUGAAUGUCAGUGCCAAAGACCAGGGCCUGCAGCCAAAAAUCUCUUAUACCAAACUAAUAGUAAACAUCACAGAUGUCAACGAUCAGGUUCCCACGUUUACGCAAAGCACGUAUCACGUUUCUUUAGUGGAGCGCUCCCCUUCCGGCACAGAGCUGGUGCUGCUGUCCGCCACAGAUUCCGAUCUCGGUGCCAAUGGUACGCUCCGUUUCUCGUUUGACAUUGAAACGCCCGCGAGUGUUCAGAAUCUGUUCAGGUUAGAUGCGGCGUCAGGACGCUUGAGUGUAUCCACAGAGCUGGACAGAGAAGAGCAGGGCUCCUAUUUGCUGCACAUCAAAGCUACUGAUUCCGGCACCCCCUCGCUUUUUUCCAUCUGUAAAGUUAAUAUCACGGUUAAAGACGUCAAUGAUAACAGCCCCGUGUUUUAUCCUGUGCAGUAUUUCGCCAACAUUAAAGAAAACGAACCUCCUGGCUCGUUUGUCGCGACGGUAACGGCUUCCGAUCCUGACCUGGGUCGAAAUGCCACAGUAAAAUAUGCCAUCACUGCUGGCGACUCUCAUAAGUUUCACAUCAGCAACACAUGGGGUAAAAUCACAACUCUAAUGCCCCUAGACAGAGAGGAGAGAACCGCCUAUCAGCUAGAGGUCACAGCAACAGAUGGAGGAGGUUUGCGCUCACACGUGCAGGCUAUAGUCACCGUCACUGUAAUAGACACACAAGAUAAUCCUCCUGUGUUCGGUCAGAGAGAAUACAGCUUUGUUAUGUUUGAGAAAAUGGCGGUGGACACCGUCAUAGGCACCGUGUCUGCCACUACGGUUGAUCUGAACACAAACGUCACUUAUCUGAUAGCAUCAGGGGACCAGCGCGGUCUGUUUGCAGUCAAUAGUGUCACAGGGCAAAUCACAGCGUCAGGCCUCAUAGACAGAGAAGAGCAGGCGUUUUACCAGCUCAGAUUGAUCGCCAGGGGUGGGGAGGUGACAGGGGAGACCUUAGUUAACAUCACCGUGAAGGAUUUAAAUGAUAACCCCCCCCAUUUCAUUCACGCGGCCGAGCAUGUCAGCGCUGUGGAGAACUGGGCCACGGGUCACCACAUAUACCAGGCAAAAGCUUCAGAUCCAGAUGAGGGCACCAACGGUGUGAUUGUGUACAGUCUCAAACACAACCCCAAAGGCCUGUUUCACAUCCAUGAAAGACACGGAUUAAUCACCCUCACUGGCCCCCUGGAGGUCACCACCAGCUCCUACCAGUUGGAGGUCGUGGCCUCUGACCUCGGUAUCCCUCAGCACACCUCCAGUCUCAUUCUCACUGUUAGUGUGUAUGAUGUCAAUGACAAUGCGCCAGUUUUUGAUCAGCUCUCCUAUGAGGUCACCAUUCUGGAAUCGGAGCCAGUGAACAGUCGUUUCUUUAAAGUGGAGGCCACUGAUAAAGACUCUGGGCUUAAUGGUGAGAUUGUGUAUGAUAUUAUGAGCGGCAACACUAAUGACGUUUUUGGCAUCUUCCCCGACGGGCAGUUGUACAUUAAAGCAGAUUUGGAUCGAGAAGUACAAGAACACUACAGUUUAUUAGUAGUGGCCAAAGACAGAGCCGUGGAGCCUUUGAGCGCCAGCGUUAAUGUCUCUGUCCUCCUCGAUGAUGUCAAUGAUAACCGUCCGCUUUUUAAUAGCACUAGUUAUGUCUUCCAUUUCGAGGAGGAGCAGCAGCGAGGCUCACCGGCAGGGCGGGUUUAUGCAGAGGAUAAAGAUUUUGGGCCGAACAGCGAGGUCCGUUACUCAUUUGAAACUCCUCAUCCAAACUUUGAGCUUAACGCCAUCACGGGUGAGAUCACCGGCACGCUACGGCUCGAUCGCGAGUCUCUCAUGAGACAAAGAGGCGCCGCAGUGUUUAGUUUCAUUGUCGUGUCCUCUGAUCAGGGCUUUCCCAAACCUCUCAAAGACCAGGCCAAAGUUCAAGUAUACGUGCAGGACAUCAAUGACAACCCACCCAAAUUCACCAAGGACACGUAUCAGGCCUCUAUCUCAGAAUCGGCCCAGAACAUGACACAAGCGCUGCGGGUGUCUGCCUCAGAUGUAGAUGAAAAUAAAAACGGCCUAGUUUGCUACGACAUCCUGGAGGGAAAUGAAGAAAAGCAGUUUAGCAUUGACAGCACUUCUGGUCAAGUUACUCUAGUGGGAAAACUAGACUAUGAGACAACACCCUUUUACUCCCUGAAAAUUAUAGCUGAGGACUCUGGCAUUGUGCCCCUGUCGUCCACUUGUGUGUUAAGCAUCACUAUUCUGGACGAGAAUGACAACUCGCCCUCAUUUCCCAAAUCUACCCUCACGGUGGACGUUUUGGAGAACAUGCGCGUCGGGGAGCUGGUCGCCUCCGUGAGCGCCACAGACUCUGACUCGGGUUCCAACGCUGACAUCACGUUCAGCAUUUCUGCCACAAACAAUCACGGCACGUUCAGCAUUAGUCCUAACACUGGCAGUAUUUUCCUUGUUAAAAAACUAGAUUUUGAGACUCAGUCACUGUACAAACUCAACGUCACCGCCAGAGACGGUGGACGGCCGCCGAGGUCCACGUCGAUUCCUGUCAUCAUUUAUGUCAGAGAUUUCAACGACAAUCCUCCUGUUUUUACUCCAGGCGAUAUUUUUAAGUCCAUCCCUGAAAAUCUUCCCCUCUCCACGUCUGUCAUGACCGUAACAGCUCACGACACAGAUGCUGACAUAAACGGUGAGCUGGAAUAUUCCAUCGUCCAGCAGACUCCGAGGGGCGGUCAUUUCCGCAUUGAUCGGACGUCUGGAGUUAUUUACACCAACAGAGAAAUCGACAGAGAGUUCUCCAACCUCUUCGAGCUGACCGUUAAAGCGUCGGACCAGGCCGUACCCGUCGAGUUCCGUCGCUUUGCUCUAAAGAACGUCACCGUAUGGCUGACGGACCAGAAUGAUAACGUGCCUGUUUUCAUCUCCCAGAACGCCUUAGUGGCUGAAUCCAACAUCGUGAUCGGUUCCAUUCUCACCACCGUGGUGACCUUUGACCCAGAUGAGGGUGCGAACGGAGAGGUGGAGUAUGAACUAGUGCGAGGCGAUUUCGAUACGUUUAUCAUGGAUCGUUACAGUGGAGAUAUCAGACUAGCGUCUCAGCUGGUGCCCUCGAAACUCAUGUACAGUCUGACCGUGUCUGCUACGGAUCAUGGGACAGAGCGCAAGACCUCACGGACAGAACUGACCAUCAUUCUACAGGGUACAGAUGGGCCCGUCUUCUCCCAACCCAAAUAUAUCACUAUUCUAAAAGAGGGCCAGCCGCCCGGAACAAACGUCAUCUCGCUGGAUGCGUCCAGUCCACGUGGAGCUGGUGCUAAGGUGGAGUUUUUCAUUGUCUCGGUUCAGAGCGGAGGGAAGGCUGUAGGCCGGCUUUUCACCAUCGGCCGGCACACUGGGGUGAUCCAGACGGCUGCAGAACUGGACCGAGAGCAGGGCUCAGGACUGUACGUCCUGGAUGUGUACGCCAUUGAAGCAGACGCCAGCCAGCCCCGAACGCAGCACGCAGAGGUGGAGAUCACCCUACAGGACGUGAAUGACAAUCCUCCAGUGUUUCCCACAGACUCUCUGGACGUCAUCAUCCAGGAGAACAUCAGUGAUGGCUUCAGGAUAAUGCAGUUAACAGCCACUGAUGCGGACGAGGGUCCGAAUGCUCUGGUAACCUACGCCAUCAUCAGCGGAGCCGACGACAGCUUCCGCAUCGAUCCUGAGUCUGGGGAUCUGAUCGCCACCAAGCGUCUGGACAGAGAGCGUCGCUCCAAGUAUUCUCUGCUGGUGCGGGCAGAUGAUGGGCAGCAAUCAUCUGAUGUGAGAGUCAACAUCACCGUCAGCGAUGUCAACGAUCACACACCCUUGUUUUCCCGCUCCGUGUACUCCUUCGACAUCCCAGAGGACACAGCUCCAGGCUCCGUCGUGGCCGCUAUCUUGGCCAGCGAUUCAGACUCCGGGCUGAACGGUGAGGUGACGUACUCUAUAGAGGAGGAUGAUGAAGACAACACCUUCCUCCUGAACCCUGUGACCGGAGUGUUUAAUGUCACUCGUCCUCUGGACCAUGAGUCUCAGCAGUUCUACAUCCUGACGGUUCAGGCUCAGGACGGCGGAGGUCUCUUCAGCUUCGUCCGGGUCUACUUCAACAUUCUGGACAUCAAUGACAAUCCGCCCGUCUUCAACAGCUCCGUGUACAGCACCUCUGUCCUGGAGACUUUAGACCCGGACACGUCUGUCCUCACAGUGAGCGCCAGAGACGCAGAUGAUGGUCUGAAUGCAGAGUUACACUACGCCAUUGUGUCCGGCGACCCACAGUCCCAGUUUUCCAUAACGGACCUUGGCGUCCUGCAGACCAGGAAGUCUUUGGAUCGAGAGACACAGUCGUUCUACAACCUGGUUAUCACCGUCAAUGAUCUGGCUCCGCCCCCCAUGACACGCUUCACCAGUACCGCUCAGGUGUCCAUCAUACUGCUGGACGUCAACGACUGCUCGCCCACCUUCAUCUCUCAGAAGAUGGCGUACGUUCAGGAGAAUACUCCGGUGGAUACCGUGGUGUUUAGCGCUCAGGCCACUGACGCAGACAGCGGGCCCAACAGUUAUGUGGAGUAUUCUCUGAAGGGCACGUUCGGACACAAGUUCAGCAUGGGGAACAUCAACGGGGAGGUGAUGUUAGUGGGAGAACUGGACCGUGAGGAGAUGUCAAACUACACACUGAUGCUUGUGGCCACAGAUAAAGGUCAACCUCCUCUCUCCUCCAGCAUGGAGGUCACAAUGAUCGUGCUGGACGUGAACGACAACACGCCCGGCUUCUCUCAAAACAUCUACGACAUGGAGAUUGAGGAGAACACGCUGACCGGAACAGACGUGCUCCAGGUGUUUGCCAGCGACGCAGAUGAGGGAACCAACGGUCAGAUUCGCUUUUCCAUCGCCGUCGGGAACGUCAACUCAGAUUUUCGCAUCGACUCUGUGACGGGAGUUAUUUCAGUGGCCAAACCUCUGGAUCGGGAAACGCGGGCGUCGUAUUCUCUGGUGGUUCAGGCGGCAGACCGUGGCAGCAGUCCCCGCACGGAUCGAUCUACCGUCAACAUUGUGCUUUUGGACGUAAACGACUGUUUGCCAACGUUUGAGCUGUCACCUUACACCAUCACUGUGCAGGAGAACUUAGGGAACCUACCCAGAAACAUCUUACAGGUGGUGGCUGGUGAUGAUGAUCUGGGCACUAACGGUCAGGUGAGCUACGCUCUGAGCGCUGAUAAUGAUGCGGCGUUCAGCCUCACGUCCAGCGGUCAGCUGAGUCUCAUUCAAACUCUGGACCGUGAGACACAAGACAAGUACACACUCAUCAUCACAGCUCAUGAUUCAGGCUCUCCGUCUCUAAGCAGUUCUGGGACAGUAAUAGUUCUGGUCGGUGAUGUCAAUGAUAAUAUUCCAACAUUCAGCUCCAUGUCUUUCCAUACGAGCAUUCCUGAAGAUGCUCCCACCGGCACAGACGUCCUGCUGCUCAACACCUCAGACGCUGAUGACGGACUCAACGGAGUCAUCAGUUACAGUCUCAGCGGUGGGGGCGGUCAGUUCUCCAUAAACCCGUCUACAGGUCUGAUCAUCACCAGUUCUCGGCUGGAUCGAGAGACACGAGCGAGUUAUGAGCUGUUGGUGGUGGCGAUGGAUGGCGGACAGCCCACCCCUCUGUCCAGUUCUGCCAGCGUGUCUGUGGUGGUGUCUGACGUCAAUGACAAUCCUCCACGCUUUCAUCAUCAUCCAUACGUCACACACAUCCCUGCCUCCACCUCUACAGGUUCGCUGGUGUUUGCCGUCACAGUAACAGAUGAAGAUUCAGGCUCCAACGCUCAGCUUCACUAUUCACUCACCGGCAGAAAUUCAGAAAAGUUCAAGAUAGACCCGAUCAGAGGUGCGAUCAUCGCAAGUGAAAAGCUUUCUGGGAGUUCAGAGGUCACCUUCACCGUCCACGUGAGAGAUGGAGGCGUCAACCCUAAAACAGACAGCACCACCGUCACCGUUCGCUUCGUCACCGGAGGAAACUUUCCCCUUAUUAGACUCAAAGAGAAAACCUUUACUUUCCCAGAAAACCAGCCCAUAAACACUGUUGUUACUACGGUGACCGGAACAUCAGCCAGGGCGGGUGCUUUGUCAUUCUAUAUCGCGAGUGGAAACCUCGAUCAGGCAUUUCAUGUCGAUCAGCUCUCAGGAGAGUUGUCUAUAAAAACUCCUCUGGACUACGAGAAGAUUCAGAAGUACGUUUUAUGGAUCGAGGCACGAGAUCAGGGUUUCCCUCCUUAUUCGGCCUACGAGAAAAUGGAGAUCACAGUGCUGGACGUUAAUGACAACCCUCCUGUUUUUGAUCGAGAGCCACUUCACGCCGAGAUUCUAGAAAACCUCUCAGCUCAGCGUGUGCUGAUCGUUUCUGCGGUUGAUGGAGACGACGGACCAAGCGGACAGCUGGAAUAUGCCAUCGUCGAUGGAAACAAAGAAAACAGCUUCAGCAUCAGCCGGGGAACAGGUGAGAUCCGCAGUGCGCGUCCUCUGGAUCGAGAGAAGGUGGCUCAGUAUGCCUUGAGAGUGAAGGCAACUGAUCGAGGCAGUCCUCCUAAAAGCACUGCCGUCAGAGUCUUGAUCGAUGUGCUGGAUGUCAAUGACAACGCUCCCAGAUUCUCCAAAAUCUUCAGCGCUACUGUUCCCGAGAACGCACCGGUGGGCUUCACCGUUACCAGGGUAACCACCACAGAUGAAGACGCUGGUGCCAACGCAAUAAGCCGAUACUCCAUCAGUGACACCAGCCUUCCAUUCAUCAUUCACCCCAGCACCGGUGACAUCACCAUCAGCAGACCUCUGAACCGAGAGGACACCGCUCAUUACAUCGCUAAAGUCACGGCGCACGAUUCAGGAUGGACGGUCAGCACUGAUGUCACCAUCUUCGUGACGGAUUUGAAUGAUAACGCUCCUAGAUUCAGCAAACCCUCAUAUUACCUGGACUAUCCCGAGCUGAUGGAGGUGGGAUCCAUCGUGACCCGAGUGUUUGCCGCAGAUCCAGAUGAGGGAUUCAAUGGGAAAAUAUUCUACUUCAUCAGAUCCCAAACCGAGUAUUUCAGAAUCAACUCCACGUCUGGUGAGAUCUUCAUUAAACAGCCGCUCAGAUAUCAGAACUCAAGCGCUCACAGUAAUGUCAAUGUGAACCGCCACAGUUUCAUCGUUACGGCUUCGGAUCGAGGUGUCAAGCCACUCAUGAGUGAAACUACAGUUAUUGUGAAUGUAGUUGAUAGUAACGAUAACCCACCCACGUUUGAAUCCGCCUUUUACUUCACACCCGUCACUAAAAGUGUAAAGGUCGGCACCAGACUUCUGAAAGUCACAGCACGUGAUGAGAAAGACUUUGGACUGAACUCUGAAAUCCACUACGUGGUGUCUGGAGGGAACAGCUCCAGUAAGUUCCGCUUGGAUAAACAAGACGGAUCUGUUUCAGUAGCAUCCUCGCUCACGGCGGACACAAAUAAAGUUUACUUGCUCCAGAUCACAGCGAGUGACAGAGGAAACCCUCCUCUCUCGGCAAAGACCACGGUCAGGAUCAUUGUGACAGAAGAGAACCAUCACACUCCAGAAUUCUCUCAGAAUCAAGUGACGGUCACUGUGUCUGAAAGUCUGAGUGUGGGCACAGCCAUCCGCACUCUCUCAGCCAGAGAUAAAGACAAAGACAAGCAGAUGAACGGUCUGAUCUCAUACAACAUCUCCUCAGGGAAUGAUGACGGCUUGUUUUCUAUCCACACACAGACGGGGGUGUUAUCUCUAGCCAAACCUUUGGAUUAUGAGAGGAAACAGAAACACGAGCUGAGAGUUUCGGCAACAGAUGGAGGAUGGAUCUCAAAGAGCAGUUAUGUUACGGUUUAUAUUCACGUGACUGAUGUCAAUGAUAACUCUCCAGUGUUUCACCCUGUUGAGUAUUUCCCGGUCGUACAGGAAAACGUUCCCAGCGGCACCACUGUGGUGAAAAUGAACGCCACAGAUGAAGACUCUGGGGCAAACGCUCUGAUGGCGUACGUCAUCCAGUCCUCAGACAGCGAUCUGUUCAUCCUCGAUCCAAACACUGGGAUCAUCAGUACACAAGGAUUUCUGGACUAUGAAGCCAAACAGGUUUAUCACUUGACAGUCAAAGCCUUCAAUGUUCCAGAUGAGGAGCGAUGCAGUUUUGCUUAUGUCAACAUUCAGCUGAAAGGAGCCAAUGAGUACGUCCCACGGUUCGUUUCCAAACAGUAUUACUUUGAGGUGUCGGAGGCGGCGGCUAAAGGCACGGUGAUUGGAGAAGUGUUUGCUAGCGACAGAGAUUUAGGAGAAGAUGGCGUGGUGUAUUAUCUGAUCUUCGGUAGAAGCAGAAAGAAGGGCUUUCGCAUUAAUAAAAGCACAGGUCAGAUCUACGUCUCUGGGGCUCUGGAUCGGGAAAAAGAAGAAAAGAUUUCUCUGCGAGUCCUGGCGAAGAAUGCGGGCAGCAUCAGAGGAGCAGAUAUUGAUGAAGUGUUGGUUAACAUCACAGUUCUGGAUGCCAAUGAUCCUCCUGUAUUCAGUCAAGAGCUUUAUGAUGUUCAGGUGAAUGAAGGACUGGCUCCUGGAGGUCUGGUGACGUUUGUCAGCGCCGAGGAUUCAGAUUCGGUCCCGAGCUGGAGCAGAUUCACUUACGCCAUCGCUUCUAACAGUGACAGAAACACUUUCAGUAUAAACCCUAAGACGGGACAGGUGUCUGUGGCCGCAGAACUGGACCGAGAGAGCGUUCCCUUGUACAAUCUCACUCUUCUGGCCGUGGACUCAGGUUCCCCGGCUGCCACCGGGACCGCCACUUUAAUUGUGACUCUGGAGGACAUUAAUGAUAAUGGACCCACGUUAUUGAGCACAACUGGAGAGGUGAUGGAGAACCAGAGAGCGGGAACACCCGUCAUGACUCUCAGCUCAUCUGAUCCCGACCUCGCUCCAAAUCAAGGCCCGUUCUCCUACAGUCUCAUCAGCACAACCUCCUCUUACUUCAGUCUGAGCACGUCAGGAGAGCUGAGCACCAGCCGAGAGAUCGACCGUGAGCACAUCAGUGAUUUCUAUCUGUCCGUGGUGAUUAAAGACUCGGGUGUUCCUCAGAUGUCCUCUACAGGAACUGUUCACGUUAAAGUCAACGAUCAGAAUGAUAAUCCCUCCGAGUCUCGCUCUGUUGAAAUCUACGUCCAUUACUUUGGAAAUCUGUUCCCUGGAGGAUUUCUGGGGGUGGUGAAGCCGCAGGAUCCAGACGUACAGGACAGGUUUCACUGUUCUCUGACUGCAUCGGCACCUUCUGUUUUCAACAUUCCCGCAGGAACCUGUGACCUCAAAUCAGUGGCUCGCUCCAUGGACGGCACCUUCGAUUUAACGGUGCGCAGCAGCGAUGGCGUUCACGAGGCUGUUAACAGUUACGUGCGUGUUUUCUUCAUCGCCUUUAACAACGCCACUGUGGACAACAGCAUUCUCAUCCGACUGGCCUCUCAAAGCGCCGCUGACUUUCUGACCAAUCACUACCUCAGCUUCUCACGCAUCGCCAACUCUCAGCUGGCCGGUCUGGGCACUGGAGUUCACAUCUACGGUCUGUUUGAACUCAACAACAGCACUUUCCUCAUGAUGGCGGUCAAGAGAAGUCACGGACAGUACGUCAAUCCCAGCGGAGUGGCUACCUUCUUUCAGAGCAUCAGAGAGAUUCUCCACAGACAAACUGGAGUUCAGAUUGAUUCGGUGGAUUAUGAUCCAUGUACGCGCAAUCCGUGUCAGAACGGAGGCCGCUGUAAACGACGUCUGGCAGUGGAGCCGGUCAUGAAGACGGAGGAAAGCGUCCCGGUCAUCCUCGUGUCAAAUGGUCCUCUGAAGCCGUACGCCUGCGACUGCAGACCCGGAUACGCCGGAGCUCUCUGUGAGAUGGACAUCGAUGAGUGUCAGCCCACACCGUGCCACAACGGAGGAACAUGUCAUAACCUGGUGGGUGGAUUCUCCUGCUCCUGUCCCGAGGGGUUCACCGGGAUGGCGUGUGAGAGGGACGUCAACGAGUGCCUUUCAAAUCCCUGCCAGAAUGGAGCGCUGUGCCAGAAUUUCCCCGGAGGAUUUAACUGCCUAUGCAAAUCAGGAUUUUCAGGGAAAACCUGUGAGUCCAUCAUCAAUUACUGUGAGUGUAACCCGUGUUUUAAUGGAGGUUCCUGUCAGAAUCGAGUGGAUGGAUAUUACUGUCAUUGUUCUUUUGGUGUUUUCGGGAAGCACUGUGAACUGAACAGUUAUGGAUUUGAAGAGCUGUCAUACAUGGAGUUUCCCAGUCUGGACCCCAACAACAACUACAUCUACAUCAAGUUUUCCACGCUGAAGGAGAACGCUCUGCUCAUGUACAAUCAUGACAAUCAGACUGGAGAUAAAGCUGAGUUUCUGGCGCUGGAGAUCUUAGAGGGUCGAGUGAGAUUCUCCUUUAAUCUGGGAAGCGGCUCAUAUAAGCUCAUGACGGGCGUCAGGGUUUCAGACGGACACUUUCACACCGUCAUCGCCAGACGUGCAGGGAUGGCGGCGUCUCUCACCGUUGAUCUGUGUGGAGAGGAACAGGAAGCAGGAUUCUGUGCCGUCAGUAAUGUGGCCGUUCACACAGACUGGAUUCUGGAUGUUCAGCCCAACCGUGUGUCUGUGGGAGGCGUUCGGUCCAUUGAAGCUCUUCUGCAUCGUAAAGGUCAGGUGGCCACGCAUGAUUUUGUUGGGUGCAUCAUGGAGCUUGCAGUCAACGGGCGACCUCUGGAGCCGUCUCAAGCUCUGUCUUCACACGGCGUCCUCGACAGAUGUCCCAGGUUAGAGGGUGCGUGUGUCUCUGAGCCCUGUCGACACGGCGCUACAUGUGUGGACAUGUGGUCAUGGAGAAAGUGUCAGUGCGCUGAAGGGUUCACCGGAGUCUCCUGUGAGAAAUACAUCACAGCAGAUACGGCUCUCUCUCUGGACGGUUCUGGACGUCUGGACUACAGUUUGAGUCAGAGCCGGAAGAGAGAUGUGUUAGUGUCCAGAGCGCUGCAGGACUACACACCUGAACACAGCAGUCUGGAGCUGAAGUUCCGCACACGCAGCCCGUCUGGAACACUGAUCCACGCACAAGAGAUCUCCAACUACACAACUGUCAGGCUGAAGAACGGUCUCCUGCAGUACGUCUCUGAUGCCGGUGUGGCCGGGAAGGUGGAGAGGAUUGUUGGAGAUGUUAUUUUGUCUGAUGGUCAGUGGCACACACUGAUGCUUCAGAGAAACGGCUCGUCUACACUCCUGCGGAUCGAUGACUUCAGCUCCAGAGUCAUUCUACACAACACGCAGGACUUUGGAGGCAUUGAAGUUCACACGCUGUCUCUGGGAGGAGUCCCGAGCCGAACCCCACAGCUAAAGACCGCUCCAGGUUUUGAUGGCUGUUAUGCGUAUGUGAGAUAUAACGGAGAGAUGCUUCCCUUCAGCGGUGAACACAGCACCGUCUCCAUCUCUAAAACGGACCCCUCAGUGAAGAUCGGAUGCCGUGGUCCAAAUCUUUGUGAAAGCGGCCCGUGCUGGGACGGCCUGAUGUGUGUGAAUCAGUGGUUCACCUACCAGUGUGUCCCGCCGGGCGACUGCGCCUCGAACCCCUGUCAGCACAGCGGCAGUUGUGUCCCCGGCCCCCGAGGAGGAUUCACCUGUACGUGCCACGAGUUCUACACGGGCAGAGCAUGCGAGAGCCUUGUGGCCUGUCUUGGCGUCCGGUGUCCGCAGGGUACGGACUGUAAGCUGGGAGCCAACGGUGGCUUUACCUGCAGCCCGGGAGCCGCCGCCGCCGGCGAGAUGAGUCUGCCUAUCUGGGCCGUGCCUGCCAUCGUGGGCAGCUGCGCCACCGUCCUCGCGCUGGUGGUUUUGAGUCUCAUCCUGUGCAACCACUGUAAGGGCCGCAAGAAAACCAAAGUGCCAAAAGAAGAUAAGAAACCCAAGGAGAAGAAGAAGAAGAAAAAGAAGAAGGGAAGCGAGAAUGUGGCUUUCGAUGAUCCAGACAACAUUCUGCCGUACGGAGACGACAUGGCGGUGCGUAAACAGCCCGAGGGAAACCCCAAACCUGACAUCAUAGAGCGGGAAAACCCCUACCUGAUCUAUGACGAGACCGACAUUCCGCACAGCAACGAAACCAUUCCCAGCGCCCCCUGUGCUCCGUGUGUGGGUCCGGAGGGCGACAUGGAACACUACGACAUCGACAACGCCAGCAGCAUCGCCCCGUCAGACGCCGACAUCAUCCAGCAUUACAAACACUUCAGGAGCCACACGCCCAAGUUUUCCAUUCAGCGUCACAGUCCGCUGGGCUUCGCCCGUCAGUCUCCUCUCCCGCUGGGCGCCGCCAGCUACAGCUAUCAGCCCACGUACACCCAGGGCCUUCGUUCCACACCCCUCAGUCACUCAGCCUGCCCCACGCCCAAUCCCCUGUCCCGUCACAGCCCCGCCCCCUUCACCAAGCCCUCGUCCUUCUAUCGAAACACACCCACCCGCGAGCUUAACCUGGCGCGGCGCGAGGGCAGUCCGCUCGAUCUCCAUGGUGACGCAUGCCAACCCAGCAUGUUCAAUUACGCCACCAGGCUGGGCCGUCGCAGUAAAAGUCCUCAAGCGAUGGCGGGUCACGGCUCUCGUCCUGGGAGUCGCCUGAAGCAGCCCGUUGAGCAGAUUCCGCUAGAGAGCGGGCCACCCGUGGGUCUGUCUAUAGAGGAGGUGGAACGGCUAAAUACGCCUCGACCCAGAAACCCCAGCAUCUGCAGCGCUGAUCACGGACGCUCCUCGUCUGAAGAGGACUGCCACCGCCCGCUGUCUCGUGUCCGGAACCCUGCAGACGGCAUCCCCGCACCUGAGUCUUCCUCCGACAGCGACUCUCACGACUCCUUCACCUGCUCUGAGAUGGAGUACGACCGAGAGAAAGCCGUCUCUUACGGAUCUCGUGUGCCCAAACUCUCGCAGGUCAACGAGUCGGAUGCCGACGACGAGGAUCACGGCGGGAGGCUGAGACAGAGGCGAUACUCCAGCCGGCGGGCUGAAGGCGGAUCAGCCAGUAACCACAACACCCUCUCUGAUCAUCAUCAUCAUCAUCAUCACACUCUACCCCACAAACUGGGCCAUGGAUCGAACAACUUCAACUGGGACAACCUGCUGAACUGGGGUCCGGGCUUCACUCAUUAUGUGGAUGUGUUUAAAGACUUAGCGCAGCUGCCGGAGAAUUCUGCUGUGAAAGACAUCGAGAUGAAGAGCGGCGACGGAUCCAUCACUAUUCUGAACGAGGGUGAGGCCGAGCAGUAUGUAUGAAGGAUCUUCUUGAGCACAAUCCUGAAGAAACCGAUUCUUUUCUAUAUUGAAUGAAGACGAACUUAAAUGCAGUAAGGCAGAGCACUGAAUCCACAAACUCACAAUGAUUUGUGUUAUCGUUCUGGAUUCUCUGUGAAACACACGUGAAGUGAAUCAGAGAGUGCUGAAAUCCAGCGUGAAGCCUGAGCUCCGUCCAUCUGGCUGAUGUUCUCCUGUGUUAUUGCCUCGACCUCUGUGAGAUCUUCACACUCCAGCCAAAACACUUCUGCCAAGAACCACGGCUGUUUCUCUUCCUGAAUCAAAAGCAUGAGAUAUAAGAGAAAUCAGACCUCUGCCUUCUGAAUAUUUGAGGAUUUACUGACUGCGGACACCGUGACUGUUUGGAUUGUGUCUUGCAGGUUUCUUAUGAAGAUGUUUGUUCGUAAGACUAUAAACAUUUUGUAUUAAAUGAAGCUCAUUGGAAGUCAGUGUUCUCAGUUAGAUGUUUUUUUUAUUAUAUAAAUGUCUGUUUCUACUUUUUUUACCGUGUAUUAACUUAAAGCUUCCACAGUGUUUUAUGGAGAUUUUUCAGAUGCUGGAAAUGAGGUUCUUACUUUCAGCUGAAGUAAGAUAAAACUUUUUUUUACUUGUGUUACUUAUGUCAACAGUAUUUUCCACUAUUUUGAUAAAACUAUAACAUAAUGUCUGAUUUAUACAUGUAAAAGCCAAUAACAGAAAAUAAAAUAUUUAUUUAAAAAAGCAGAUAUCGAUGUGAAGAUAUUAAAGGGACUGAAAUCAGGUUUUCAGGGGAUUUUAAGAUGAUGUUUAUAAACUGCUCCGUGAUGUCCUGCUGAAGGAAUCUUUAGCACUAAAGUUUAAAUAAAGUUUGAGAUGAUUGAAUAAGAGCUCUGAGGUUUUGGAUGAGAAAGAGCCCUGAUUCAGCCAAACACAACACCACCCUUCACACACACACACACACACACACACACACACACUCACACACACACACACACACACACACAGAGAGCUGUAAUUUCAGGAAUUUGAAAGUAAGAAAUAGCUGUAUAUUUCGCUUGUAGAAAAUCUUAACAUGUGUUUUUAAAUGUCAUUGGUUCACUGCCAUAAAUCUUGACAUUUGACAUUAUUAAUGUUCAUAAUGUUAAUUUUCAUAAUGCGAUCAUUUUUUACCAUUUAAAUGUUUAUAUAAUAAGGUUUCAUUUUAAAGAGCUCAUCUCACAAAGAAUAUCUUAAUUUCCCUUGAGCUUCUGGAGAUAAAACAGCAUGAUAAUCUAUGAAAACAUACUGUAACUUUAAGAACUUAAAACUCCUAAGAUUUUGAAAAAAGAAAAAUACACUUGAGGGAUUUUGAUGUGGAUGUCUGAGUUUACAAAAACAUAACAGACAAAUGCUGCUUUUCUGUGAAAUGUGUUCGUUUUAAACUUGACACGAGUUUUCCAAUGGGUCCUCACAUAAAUGCAAAAAAUUGUUUAUAAUGUUUAAUUUUUAUACAUACUGUAUGUCUUAAAUUAGAAUUAAAUUUCUUCCUAGCAAACAAUGUUGUUAAGUUCUUAAGGACACACACAGCUUAUUCAUGCAUAUAGUGAAUAUACACCACCGGCUGCAGAAAUGAGGAAUAAAAGAUAUAAAAUACAUUUGGAAUAUUCAAGUGUCCUGCGUGUCACG
Molecule: messenger RNA, 16995 nt
Organism: Triplophysa dalaica
Lineage: Eukaryota; Metazoa; Chordata; Actinopteri; Cypriniformes; Nemacheilidae
Gene: fat4
Product: FAT atypical cadherin 4
Exons: 17
Coding region: 427-15333 (4968 amino acids)
Biological process (GO): homophilic cell-cell adhesion
Cellular component (GO): cell-cell junction; plasma membrane
Molecular function (GO): calcium ion binding
Source: RefSeq, a predicted model, not a curated record